Molecule: messenger RNA, 787 nt
Organism: Theobroma cacao (cacao)
Lineage: Eukaryota; Viridiplantae; Streptophyta; Magnoliopsida; Malvales; Malvaceae
Product: NAC domain-containing protein 101-like
Biological process (GO): regulation of DNA-templated transcription
Molecular function (GO): DNA binding
Source: RefSeq, a predicted model, not a curated record
AAGUUUUAAGAGAAAACUUUCAGAAAUCCUUAAGAGAUUUCUAGUUUCUCAUGUGUUGAGAUUAAGAUCUUCAACACUUUGAAAAAACAAACAAGGGGUUGUAAGUAGAGAGUCUACUAGCACAGAUUCGGUCCUGCUCAAGGUUUAACACAACCACUUGUGCUCAAAGUUUGACACAACACUUGUUGGUGGAGAAAGAAGGAUCGGAAGAUAAGCAAGAAGUCAUUUAAGCAAUUUUGACUUCAGGCUUUUAAGAGAAAGCAACCUGGUGAUGGAUCAGGACAAUGCUACUACAGCUGCUGCUGCCCCUACGUUGGUGGUGGGGCUUAGGUUUCAGCCCAGUGAUGCUUUGCUAAUGGGCUAUCUCUACUGCAAAGUCAGUGGCAAGAUGCAUAUGGGAGACGUAAUCAAGGAAUGCGAUCUGUACGGGCAGAAAGAGCCCUGGGAACUUUGGGAGUUAUAUGGUGGGGACAAGCUUCAACCUGGCGAAGAUCUCUACUUCUACACUCAGUUGAAGAAGACCCUCGAUGGUUCUAGAAUCAAUCGCUCCGUCGGUACUGGUACAUGGAUGGGUGAAGAUUUCAACGAGCCUAUAACAUUCUCCCAAAAGCUAUUAGGAUAUAAGAAAAGAUAUACAUACGAGGAUGGAGUGACGGAACAAGUAGGAAGGUGGAUCAUGCAAGAGUAUAAUUUGAAUGCUUCACUGCAUGACAACGAUUAUGAUUAUGUACUUUGUCGAAUAAGGAAGAAUGAUAGAAGUAAUUGAGAAUUACUGAUAGGUGCUUAG